Molecule: messenger RNA, 3918 nt
Organism: Amoebophrya sp. A25
Lineage: Eukaryota; Dinophyceae; Syndiniales; Amoebophryaceae
Source: the annotation of a GenBank genome assembly
CUUUUGUUCAUGAUUUUUUUUUUCCUGAUGCCAGAUCGAGGUGGAUGAAGAAGCUGUUGUACUACUUCUAGGUCUACUAGUUCUUUCUUUCUAGUUGUCGAACUACUAGUAGGUUGUGCAGUCGCUGUUGUUGUCUCAGACAGUAGUAGGAAAGGAACAACAAGAAAUGCCAGCCGGUCGCAGUGAGCUUGUUUCGGAGCUUCGUGCUCAGGCUUUGCAGCUGAAAGAUACGCACUUGCGCAAACUCGUCACGAGCGGAAACGCGUCGCGUGAAUCUUAUCUCUUUCGCGAGCACUUUCAGGGUCCUGCGGUCGAUGGCGGUGCACGACCUGUCAAUCUGGGUAUCACGGCUGAUUUUACACGGCAGAAGCUGAAUGAAGAGGCUGUCGCGAAAUUAUUGCAAUUUGCAUCAGAACAAUGCCAGUUGCAGACUAAGAUUUUGGCAAUGCAGUCUGGGGAUGUGAUGAACGCCACAGAAGGGCGCGCUGUGUUGCACACGGCGUUGCGGAUACAGGAUCCGGGCUUCAGUGCCAGUUUAUGGCUCGUCUUGGACAAGAGAAUAGAACAAUCAUAGAGACAUAGAUUGACGGAUUUUGUCAACAAAAAGUUGUAAAAUCAUCCUCGACCAGCACAGCCUUGUUUCCUAUGAUCUUCAAACAUUUUUAUAUUUAUCUGCAGGAGCUCUAGCUAGGUGGCACAAGAAGAACCUCCGCGGCCCCUCGUCUAACUCCCAACGGGAACGCCCAAGCUGAGGCAGAGACCGCUUCCUUGUCCUCAGCGUCUAGCUCGUCUCCCUACGCUUCAGAGAUUAGCAGUGAGGUCCUCCGCGUUCGACGCGAGAUCAGGGACUUCGCAGAGCAGGUGCGUUCCGGCAAAUGGCUUGGUUGUACUGGUAAGGAGCUAAAAGACGUCAUCUCAGUCGGCAUCGGCGGGAGCUACCUGGGUGUGGAAUUUGUGUUGGAGCUAUGCUCUGUCUUCAAGUAGGAUCAUUCAUGCACGACCAUAACCAUAAGGAGCCUCGUCAGAAGAUUUAUUUUACCAGAACAACUUAAAAAAUAGAUGAAACAAGAACAGAGGAGGACUUUCAUCUGCUCUCCAGCUCCACCUUCGCCCCAGCACAAGAACUUUCCUUCGGGGAAAACUUCCUUCUCUACUAACUUUCGCCUUGAAAACCGAAGAAAGAGCCAUGGCCCAUUCCAGUGGACGUCGGACGCAGUUUCUCGCCAACGUGGAUCCGAUUGACAUUCGUCGUGCCUUAGCCGGUUUCGAUCCAGAGACGACCUUGGUCAUCAUCUGCUCAAAAACAUUCACGACCGCAGAAACCAUUCUCAACGCAGAAUGCGUGAAACAGUGGAUGCUCGACGGAGUGCGCAGAGUGUUGAAGAUUAGGAAAGAGUGCUUUGUAUUUGUAAAUAACAAAGGUUCUUGCUCUUUUCUCAGCAUGAAUGGUUCCGGUAUUUGGUAUAGCCUGAAUUUGAUGAUCAGAAGGGGGAAAACAAGAAGAGAACCCUUAGGAUCAAAUUCAGGCUAUACCAAAGACCAGUAGAACCAUGAGCAUGACACACUGCAACAAGAUGAAAUUACAACCUCUAAGGACAAAAGCGGUUCAGCCGAUUUGUCCGAUUCCGAUAUCGUUAGCAAGCAUGUCGUUGCAUGCUCUACGAAUAUCCCGCUCACGCAAAAGUUUGGAAUCCAAAAAACCUUCGGAUUCUGGGAUUGGGUUGGCGGUCGCUUCUCAGUUUGCUCCGCUAUCGGGAUUCUUCCCUUGAUUAUGAAGGUGGAGACUAAAUUUCAUGCAGUUGAUAAAUGGGAUUUCUGCGCAGUUGGCUUAGUGGUUUAGGCGUUGGCCUGUUCACUUAUCACAGUUGUAUAUGCCAUCUUCUUACAACGCGAUUCAAAAACCCACUUCACUCAGCGCUAUUUGCAUUUUUUACCGUGCUGUCCCUCAUCUAAGAUCUCUCUCCAUUUCGGUCCUGAUAUUGUCGAAUCUUUCCUAUCGGGUGCGCGACAGAUGGACGAGCACUUUUUUUCCGCGCCUCUUGCCGAAAACUUGCCGGUGCUCAUGGGCCUGGUAGCAUUUUGGAACCGGAGUUUUUUGAACUUCUCCACGUGCGCCAUUUUGCCGUAUUGCCAGGCUCUGCAUCGGUUCACCGCACAUAUUCAACAACUCGACAUGGAAAGCAACGGGAAGUUGGUUCCUAUGGUGAUGCUGAUGAUUUUGAUUUAAUGCUGGUAGAGUUCUUAUAAUUAUAGCUAUUUUAUCUUUGAUCUACAUAUUACUUAUACAUUUCUUUUUACUUUUCCUAGUUAGGUUGGCUCCACCCAUAUUAAAUACGCGUAUUUGCAUUUCUUGAUUGAUAUUUAUUCUACACGACUACAUGUUGUAAUAGGGUAAGCAGCGACUCCUGUGCCUGUUCAUCUAACUACUGUGCUGACACAGCCGAGCGGGUCGAAGGAGAUACUGGCGCGAUCUACUUUGGUGAGCCGGGUACGAAUGCGCAACACAGUUUCUAUCAGCUGCUGCAUCAGGGAACCACAGUGAUCCCAUCCGAAUUCAUCGGGUUCACUGAAAGCCAGAAUGCUGUCACAGGUCCAGGACGCGAGCUCAGUAACCAUGACGAAUUGAUGGCAAACUUCUUUGCACAACCUAACGCCUUGGCGCUUGGUCAAACAAAAGAGGAGGUCGUCGCAAAGAAUGGCGAUAUCACUUAUCAGAAUUUAUGAUCUUCAGUUUGGACAUUUGAUAUUCAUCUAAGUAAUUCAGUCACAUUUACGGUGAAAAGUAGAAAAAAGAUGCGUCAUCGUUUUCCCGAAAUUAUGAAACCUCUUGCUCCAAACUUCCUCCAGCACCUUCCCUUCUUCAUUCUACGGUCAGCUAAGCCUAGUGCCGCACAAGUGCUUUCCGGGAGAUCGUCCGUCGACGAUGUUACUCUUCGACGGAAAAUGCGAUGCGCGAGCAGUGGGUAUGCUGUUGGCCUUGUAUGAACACCGGACCGCAGUCCAAGGCUGGUUGUGGGGCAUCAACAGCUUUGAUCAGGUAUUUUAUAAUGAAAAAUUGCAACAUGAUUGAUUAAGCAGGAGCAGCUUUGAUGUUUCGAAUAGGCGCAAAUCAGACCUACAUCUUCUUUUUGCCUACGUACUAGGAUCUUUCAUCUGAGUUGUAUUCCAAAACUUGGUAAACUAUCACACACGAACAGUACGGUGUCGAACUCGGAAAAGUACUGGCGAAGGACAUUGUGGGAACUAUGAAGCAGCAUCGUUCCGGCUCCGAUAUGUCGGGUGCGGGUGGUCCGACCAGCCGCCUUUUAGGUCGCUAUUUGAAAAAGUCGAGUCCUUACUGAGGACGAAGAGCAGUGCGUAAGAAGAUCACAAAUGAAGAUUCCCCGAAGGAUUCUGAAGGUAACCACCUCCUGCAAGGCUGGCAAAGAGGUUCAUUCCUUUUUAACAGGGGAUCAAGGCUCUGAUGAAUACAUGCAUUUGCUCUGAUAAAUUUGUUUCAGUGCAUUUUUUACGUUUGGGUUGGAAGUGAAUGAUCAUGAUGUGAAGAUUGUGUUGUGUAAGUAUUGAUCUUGAAGUUUUUUUGAUAAGUUUGCUUUCUUUUCCUUGGGAUAUCAAUCAUUCUUUGUAGCAUCCUUCCUCGAAAGUUGUUGAUGCAAUGUCAUCACGGACGCUUCAUUCUAGCAGGAAGGCGAUUGAACAGCAGAAUUAUGUUGAGAUCUACUCAUCGAGAUCAACCUCAUUUUACUUUUACAUUUUCCUCCUCAACAGUCAGUCACGGCUGUUGCUGACAACAAAUCACCUUCAUCUUUCAUGUCUGACAGGAACAUGAACAUGAUCCUUUCUUUCACUCAUGGUCGAGAAGUCAUAUUAGCCUCAGUCAUCAGCCUUCCGUAUCAUGACUCGAUCACGCAUUGGAAC